Encephalitozoon romaleae SJ-2008 is the source of this 855-nucleotide messenger RNA. Its product is annotated as translocase of outer mitochondrial membrane40-like protein. The transcript has a single exon. Gene Ontology annotation, biological process: protein import into mitochondrial matrix. Lineage: Eukaryota; Fungi; Microsporidia; Unikaryonidae. The coding region runs from base 1 to 855 and encodes 284 amino acids. Gene Ontology annotation, cellular component: mitochondrial outer membrane translocase complex; mitochondrial outer membrane. The record is from RefSeq and is a predicted model, not a curated record. Gene Ontology annotation, molecular function: transmembrane protein transporter activity.
AUGAGGUGGAUCUCAAACAUCCUUAGAGAUAUCAGAAGGUCUUGUUCCGAAAGAGAAAUAACAUCCACCUUCGACACAUACAAUGCCGAGGCAAACGAAAUAGUCACUUCUCAAACAUGCAGCGGUGUGAGAACAGAAAUAUCGAAGACAAUUUUUCCAUUCCUUCAGGUAUCUAGGGUUGAUAUCCUUGAUAGAAAUGCACAUGUCAGCCAGAUGUUUGGGACUCUGAGUCUAAAGAAUUCCUUGGUGCAGGUCAGCAUGGACCAUGAAAACAGCAUUGGGGUUAGGGCUAUGAAUAUGUAUGGAAACCUUGCCACAAGGAUCCAUACGAUAAUCACGGGGAAGAAGGAAGUGUUCAGCCAAGUCGAGAUGGAAAUGAAGAAUAGGAUCAGCAGUUUUGGAUUAAAGAUGAUAAGUCCUGCCAUAAAAAGUACAGGAAUGGUAUAUGUUGCAAACACACUCCAGCAGUUUGGAUCCUUGAGUCUUGGAGCCGAGAUUAUUGGGGCAGACACAGAGGUUGGUAUUUCAAUGUGUGGAAGGUACGAGCAUAGAAACGGGGUCUUUUCUGUAGGACUUCAGCAGUUCACGGCACUAAGCCUUAGUUAUUACCAUAAGAUUGGAAAGUUCUUUGAUAUUGGUGCAGAAAUACAGGCACCAAGAGCUAACCCACCCAGUGCAGCCAUAGGAUGCAGGCUAUCAACAUCAAAAACCCAAGUAAAGGCAAAUGUGAAUAGUGACAUGUCUCUGGGGUUUUAUCUUGGAGAAAGGCUGACUGAAGGGUUGACUUUUAAUGUCAAUGCAGAGGUUAACAAGUCCGGGUGUUCCCAUGGAUUUGGGUUUUCAUUGGAAUUCUAA